AUGUGCUGGAAGUGGUAUGCACUGGAGACCUGUGUACAGGUGCCCUGCCAUGCACUGGAGACCUGUGUACAGGUGUGCUGCCAUGCACUGGAGACCUAUGUACAGGUGUGCUGCCAUGCACUGGAGACCUGUGUACAGGUGCCCUGCCAUGCACUGGAGACCUGUGUACAGGUGCCCUGCCAUGCACUGGAGACCUGUGUACAGGUGCGCUGCCAUGCACUGGAGACCUGUGUACAGGUGCCCUGCCAUCCACUGGAGACCUGUGUACAGGUGCACUGCCAUGCACUGGAGACCUAUGUACAGGUGUGCUGCCAUGCACUGGAGACCUGUGUACAGGUGCCCUGCCAUCCACUGGAGACCUGUGUACAGGUGCACUGCCAUGCACUGGAGACCUGUGUACAGGUGCCCUGCCAUGCACUGGAGACCUGUGUACAGGUGCCCUGCCAUGCACUGGAGACCUGUGUACAGGUGCCCUGCCAUGCACUGGAGACCUGUGUACAGGUGCGCUGCCAUGCACUGGAGACCUGUGUACAGGUGCCCUGCCAUCCACUGGAGACCUGUGUACAGGUGCACUGCCAUGCACUGGAGACCUGUGUACAGGUGCCCUGCCAUCCACUGGAGACCUGUGUACAGGUGCACUGCCAUGCACUGGAGACCUAUGUACAGGUGCACUGCCAUGCAUCUUCCCAUUUAGAAUUUAGUGACAUCACAUCCGUAGCAUAA
This is a messenger RNA of Molossus molossus (Pallas's mastiff bat), 723 nucleotides long. Its product is annotated as keratin-associated protein 9-1-like. The transcript has a single exon. Bases 1 to 723 code for a protein of 240 amino acids. NCBI's taxonomy places the organism in Eukaryota, Metazoa, Chordata, Mammalia, Chiroptera, Molossidae. The record is from RefSeq and is a predicted model, not a curated record.